AUGCCCAUUUCCACCUUGGAUCGCUUUCGCUUGUCUGCUCCGGGGUCUCUGGCUUGGUCGGCACAGCUCGACAGGACCUGGGGCCUUGAGAAUCGCCCCGAUACUGGCAGAGGACCCCAUCAGAGCCACCAGAGAGGACCCCCUUGGGCCUUGGAAUCUGGCUUUGCCUGGGCUGGACUCCUGGUCGACUUCCAGGUUGCUUGGGUGGAUGCGCCCGCAUUUCCUGGCUUUGGGAGUGAUUCGGUCGCUUCGCCAGGUGUUGCUGCUGCCUCACCCACGUCCGCCGCCGCUGCCACUGGAAGCUCGGGCUCAACGUCGAGAACAAGCCGACUGCGCGGGCUGAGUUACCUCCGGAAUUACACCCAAACUCACAUCCUGUCGCGGGAUCACUCUUCGCCCACGACGACCACGCCCAACUCGCCUGUCAACGCCUCGGGACAUCACUCCGUGACCUUGCCUCUACACACCGACAUCACCCACCAAUCCGCCUCCAACCCGCAAGUCUCCAACUCGUCAAGCGGCACGGUCAGCAGCACCACCACCACCACCACGCCGUCUGCUGGCCCUGGUUCGGGCCCCGAAGCCCCCACAGCCACAGCAGGUGCAAAAGCCGCCGCUAACAACAACAAUAACACCGCCGUCCCCAGCGCAAACAAUCUCGUCUCCGCAGCUCGCAACCCGUCUCACCACGGCCGCGCCCAUCACCAGAAUUCCUCCUCUCUCUCCUCCAUCCAUAUCCCCUUCAUUUCCCGCGGCCACAGCGACCCUGCGCACCCCUCCCGACAUUCGCCUUCGUUAUCGACCAACGACGCGACUGUAAAUCCCAACCACUCGGCCUCGGUGCGGUCUAAUCGAACGCCCUUUUCUCUUCUCCCGCACCGUUCCCAUUCCCUCACCGACGGCGUCGCUUCUGCACCUCUGGAGUCGCCUCCUGUUACCUCGCCGACGACAUCAGUACCUCCAGGGAUAGCUUCUCCUUCGGAUGACAACGGCAUUCGGGUGGCUGCAGACACUUUCCAUAGCAACAGCUCCUCUACGGGUAACAUCAUUAGUAAUAACCAUAACGCGGCCACCAUGACCAGGGCUCGAUCCGCGACUACAAGCGACAUUGCGACCAGGGCUGAAACUGGUGGAAACAUGGAGUCGCUUCCCUCGAUACGUUUCAGCACCUUCUACGACCCUAGGGCGACACGCCCGUCGCUUACCUUCUCUCCGAUCUCACGCACUUUACCAACCGGAAAAGAAGUCAUUCGCGUCGGCAGAUAUUCCGAAAGAGAUAAACCUUCGGUGGUUCCGCAUAAUGUGCCCUCGGCAGCGCCCGUAGGGUUCAAAAGCAAGGUCGUCAGCAGGCGGCAUUGCGAGUUUUGGUAUGAAGACGGAAAGUGGUUUAUCAAAGAUGUCAAAAGCAGUAGUGGGACAUUCCUCAACCACAUACGCCUCAGUCCUCCAGGGACUGAAUCCAAGCCCUUCCCCGUCAAUGAUGGCGAUAUCGUACAGUUGGGAAUCGACUUCAAGGGAGGCGAGGAAAUGAUAUUCCGCUGUGUCAAAAUGAGGCUCGAGCUAAAUCGUGGCUGGCAGGCCAAACUCAACGCCUUCAACAUGCAAACGCACAAGAGGCUUAGAAACAUGACAGCCCAAAGUUCUGCGAAUGGCGCUUCCCAGUCAUACUCGCAAGACUGCUCGAUCUGUCUUAAUAGCAUAGGGCCCUGCCAGUCCCUGUUCGUAGCCCCCUGCUCGCAUACAUGGCACUACAAGUGCAUCCGAUCAUUGCUGUCGUCGCCAUCUUAUCCUCAGUUCAUAUGCCCUAACUGCCGUGCCGCUGCCGAUCUUGAGGCUGAAGUUGACGACCCGGAGGAUUGGGAGCAACUGGAGGCCGACGAACAGAUGGAAGACGCCGUAUACGUUCAAGAUGAAAGUCAAGCCAGCUCCAACGACGCCCAAGCUCGACCGGCAGCGGCUACGUCGAGUCACCAACACGAAACAGACGCUAGCGGUGACGUAACGAUGCUGUAUUCGAACUCGCAACAGUCCGCUGUAUCUAAUCCUUUCGACGGGACUAGCCGCCCCGUGGUCUCGCAUAACUCAACAUCGCAGCCAGUGCCCAUUCGGCAGAUCCCAGCUGCAGUCAAUGGUCAAGCAGGUGAAGGUUUUCGAGAUGCCGCCAGAACUCCGUCGCCCACUGGAAUCGUUCACGCGGUUAGCACUCACGAGGGUCCGAUCACACCACGUAACGACGUUGGACCUUGGGUCUUUGAUGGUGGCAGCACCACACGCACGCGAGCCAACGGAGAACCCGACAAUGCUUCGAGACUAGCCAGUCUCGAAGCCGCAGUCGCAGGUGCUCACAUCAAUGGGGCCACUGGGAGUACAUAGCCUCUGUUCCUGUAGUGUACAUCACCCCCCUUUUGUUUGGGCUUGUACAGCCUACGGUCCACUGUCUACGAUCAAUUCAUCAGCCAUCCAGCAGGCUAUACACGACAGGCCCCCUAUUGCAUCGGCUAGUAUGGUGGUCUAAUGUCUGCGGUCUACAGACAGCUCAGCUACUCAGCAGGUGACAUACGAUGACACUCUGCUUAGCGUUCACUGCAGGGGGCGUUAUUCUGUCUUCACCAUCUCUCCUUCGUCGGUCUUGGUGGAGUAAUUUUCUUUAUACUAUAUGCUGUUGGUCGCGUCACUGUCGAUAAGGAUCAUGGACGCUGGCAUCCGAAGGAGUUUGGAGGUCUUUGUUGACUUGGAGAGGCAAAGGAAGAAGUAUUUGCAGGUUUCAGCUUGAGGCACAUACGAUACGGGACAUUUGUCAGAAACAAGAAGUAUAAACAAUUGUCCGGCUGCUCGAUCUCUCUUCUCUGAACCUUGCAAGAGGAAAAGGCCAGAGCACAACAGCUAAACAGGCCAGACAGCAGAGAGGCAACUUUGUCGAGUGGUCAAGUGAGAGUCAGAGCAAGAAACGAUUCCAUAUUUUGUUGUUGAGUGGUGGGAGGACGGUUGAUAGUAUGUAGACAGCGUCAUCACCGUUUGUGUCUUGAGGAGUUUGUUGUGGGGAAAAGGAAGGCUCGAUUCAUUUUCUCGAAUAGUACCAAUCACGCACGGGUUAGGCUGGCAUUGUUGAUUUCUGUCAGAUCUACACAGCGAUAUUAACCAUGGCGAAAUAAUGGGGCAUAGCGAUACCAGUUUACCUGGCUGGCGCUAGAUAAUAUACGUGUUGAAGUCUUGUUAACUUGAGUUUCAGAUG
This is a messenger RNA of Neurospora crassa OR74A, 3232 nucleotides long. RefSeq names its product FHA domain-containing protein. Gene Ontology annotation, molecular function: protein binding; ubiquitin protein ligase activity. NCBI's taxonomy places the organism in Eukaryota, Fungi, Ascomycota, Sordariomycetes, Sordariales, Sordariaceae. Gene Ontology annotation, biological process: ubiquitin-dependent protein catabolic process; protein ubiquitination; negative regulation of septation initiation signaling. The record is from RefSeq and is a predicted model, not a curated record. The coding region runs from base 1 to 2373 and encodes 790 amino acids. Gene Ontology annotation, cellular component: ubiquitin ligase complex; cell division site; cytosol. The transcript is spliced from 4 exons.